Molecule: messenger RNA, 1442 nt
Organism: Periophthalmus magnuspinnatus
Lineage: Eukaryota; Metazoa; Chordata; Actinopteri; Gobiiformes; Gobiidae
Gene: ndufaf5
Product: NADH:ubiquinone oxidoreductase complex assembly factor 5
Exons: 12
Coding region: 128-1276 (382 amino acids)
Biological process (GO): mitochondrial respiratory chain complex I assembly
Cellular component (GO): mitochondrion
Molecular function (GO): S-adenosylmethionine-dependent methyltransferase activity
Source: RefSeq, a predicted model, not a curated record
CUUCCGGGGUACGGAGCGCGCGCAGGGACAAACCAAAACGCGAAGGGACAAAAUGGCGGCGGGCAUCAGGACGAGCAGGCGCUGAAACGAGCCAAACUGAGCCAAAGUGAGCCAAACCGAGCCGGGAAUGAGCUGCAGACCGGCCCACGGGCUCCUGAGGGCCCCACUGCGACUGUGGAGCUCACCCCGGAGACACAACGGGACAGAGCAGAGACACAACGAGAGGACAGGCUCCACCCCCACGAGAGCGUCCUCCGUUUGGUCCCAGUCCGGGUCUAGGUCCAGGACUUGGCUCAGACCUUGGACCUGCCUCAGUCUCGGGUCUCCGGUCAGUCCCGGGCCCCUGGUCAGAGCUCUGUCCUCUCAGUCCGGGGGUCCUGGUCUGAACGUGUUUGACCGCCAGAUGAAGCGUCGACAGAGGGAGUGGGCGGCGGCUCAGAGCGACGCCGCGCAGUUUGAAUACAUCCGAGAAGAGGUGGGCAAUCGUGUGGCAGACCGGGUCUACGACGUGGCGAGGACCUUCCCUCUGGCUCUGGACCUGGGCUGUGGGCGGAGCUUCAUCGCAGAACACCUGACCACAGACGUGGUGCAGCAGAUUUAUCUGACAGACAUCGCCCCAACAUGUGUGAAGCGUCUCAGACACAGUGAAAUCUCGUCUCGUUGCAUUUUGGCUGAUGAAGAGUUUCUGCCGUUUAAAGACGACACUUUCGACCUGGUCCUGAGCAGCAUGAGUCUGCACUGGGUCAACGACCUGCCCGGAGCCCUCAGACAGGUGUGGCGCGUGCUGAAGCCGGACGGGGCCUUCAUCGCGGCGCUCCCUGGUGGCGACUCCCUGUACGAGCUGCGCUGUUCGCUGCAGUUGGCUCAGACGGAGCGAGAGGGGGGCUUCUCUCCUCACGUCUCCCCCCUCACCGCCGUCACCGACCUGGGCAACCUGCUGGGACGGGCCGGCUUCACCCUGCUCACCGUGGACACAGAUGAGCUGCAGGUGCAUUACCCUGGAUUCAUGGAGCUUUUGACCGACUUAAAAGGGAUGGGGGAGAGUAACUGCGCCUGGAACAGACGAUUACUGCUGCAUCGAGACACCAUCCUUGCAACCGCCGCCGUUUACAAAGAGAUGUAUGGAAACCCGGAUGGAUCUAUUCCUGCAACCUUUGACCUCCUGUUCAUGAUCGGCUGGAAACCCCACGACUCCCAGGCUAAACCUGCCAAACGUGGAUCUGCCACAGUGUCUUUCGGAGACUUGUCCAAGAUCUCGCCCCCUAAGACCAGCUAAAACCAGGACUGGAUUGAGAUUGGGACUAAACCAGGACCGGACCUAGAUCUGGAUUAAACUUGGACUAACUCGUAAAGAAGGUUAUUUUUUGUAAAUCCAGUCUGUGUCUGUAUAAAAUGUGUCUUAUUUAAUUUGUAAUUACAUUUUUUGAUGAAUUAAAUGAAGU